Messenger RNA from Galendromus occidentalis (western predatory mite), 1118 nucleotides. RefSeq names its product methylmalonic aciduria and homocystinuria type D homolog, mitochondrial. Lineage: Eukaryota; Metazoa; Arthropoda; Arachnida; Mesostigmata; Phytoseiidae. Gene Ontology annotation, cellular component: mitochondrion. The coding region runs from base 100 to 981 and encodes 293 amino acids. Gene Ontology annotation, biological process: cobalamin metabolic process. The record is from RefSeq and is a predicted model, not a curated record. The transcript has 4 exons.
GAGCUACUGCUCAUGUCUCUACAUUACAUCAUUCGAUCUGUAUUGCGUCGCUGUUUCUAGAAUUAAGAAGUGUCCGACCGAUCCUCCGAUUUCUAGAAGAUGCACAACGCGAGCAAAAUAAACGUGACUUCUGUGGCUCGCUUGCUGCGGGCUCAGCGCCCAUCUUCUGGUGGCCGCCUGCAAACACUCAGCUCGAGCACCUCCAUAGAGCACACGCAGACCAUCCCGCCGCUACCUGGGAAUGAAGUCUCAUUCUUCGGUCCAAAGGACCACAGAGUUCCUCUCCCAGGCAACGUUGGCAUUCCCGCUUCGGAAUUCCGACCGGGCUUCUCGUAUCGAGAACCCCUCGAUAAGUCGAGUCGUUACAUGACCGAGUUAGAUUUGUACAAAGUUGAUGUGACCGAAGAUCGCCAGAGGAAAGUCUAUUCGAGAUUACUUGAUGGAACGUUCGAGUCAGGUGAAUUCAGCGAUGUUGAGGGGAUUUUCCAUUCGGGACCUGAAUUGGAUUGUCGCGUCCAGGAAUGUCCUUUGCUUGUCAAGAAAGAUUUCCAGGAGUUGUUUCCUGACCACGACAUUCUCAUGAAGCCCCUUACUAUAAUCACAGUGGCUCACAACAUUCAGCACGAAAACGUUCUGCGGUCGCGGAGCAUGGGAUCCGAACGGGAAAGAUUGACUGAAUCCUUCAUCUUCAAAGCGCAGAAAGUAGUGCGUCAACUCAGUGAGGCAGGUUUCUGGGCGGAUUUCAUAAAUCCGAACUCGGGAAAACCCUAUCUGAGCGGGAGAUUCGGCGACGCAGUUCUCUUCGAAACGGACGAGCGAUACCGUCAUCUAGGUUUUACCAUCGAAGACCUCGGCUGCUGUAAAGUUAUCACACACCACGAAUGGGGUCGGAACGCUUUCGUCGGAUGCCUGUUCACGAACGCUCCUAUGAAUUCUGUCGAAAUUCAAAAAAUAUUGAACAGUAGUAACAGAAGAAAAUGAAUCGGUCGGAAUGAGGAAAAGCGAUGAAAAGAGCUCUCAUUCAGCAACCAAUGCAAGAGGAGCCGAUGAAGGCAUGUUAGUCAAUCUGUAGCUUAUCAAAGCCAGAUCUUGGAGUGAUACGUUGAUAAUAAACUUUA